Molecule: messenger RNA, 4493 nt
Organism: Exophiala mesophila
Lineage: Eukaryota; Fungi; Ascomycota; Eurotiomycetes; Chaetothyriales; Herpotrichiellaceae
Exons: 6
Coding region: 223-2469 (748 amino acids)
Biological process (GO): regulation of DNA-templated transcription; DNA-templated transcription
Cellular component (GO): nucleus
Molecular function (GO): zinc ion binding; transcription cis-regulatory region binding; DNA-binding transcription factor activity, RNA polymerase II-specific
Source: RefSeq, a predicted model, not a curated record
CCAACAUCUACAGCAAUCCCUGCCCAAUUGGGUCGGCCACGACUAAUAGGCAUCUCGAAUCUGAACGAAUAUCACUCCAGUCCGCUCUUUCAUUCCAAGACCAAUCCCUCCUUUUCGUCUCUCUAUCGUUAGUGCCCGCCACGGGGCGAGCUCCAGUCUCCAUAAUCACCCCUCCUACAACACGCAAAGAUGCCCUGAUUGCGACUAUGGACUAUUCGAGGCAUGGCAUCAAAUUCUUCACCCGACCGAGAUGUCAAGCAAGCUGCCACUCCGGCCAAGCAAGCUGCCUGUCUAGAGUGUCGUCGAAGCAAGGUCAAAUGCACACGUGAUCCUGCCGCCACCGUCUGUCGCAAGUGUCAACAGGCCAACUUGCAUUGUGUUACUCCCGAGUACCAUGUCGGCCGGUAUAAGGGCGUUAAGAAUAAACGAAGCGGGCUCGAGAAGGCCAUUUAUCAAGUCGAACAAGCAUUGAAACGAUCCAAAGAUUCUGGCUCAUCCUUGACCCUGGAAAAUCUCGACGUUGAUGCAGACUUGCGACAACUCAUCACUUCUCCUCCACUUGCCACAUCGCAAAUUCGUCGCCAGUCUAGUUCCUUGACUCCCAACGAGAAAGGUCCGCCACCCUUUCCUCAAGCCCGGAGAAGUCUAGUCCCUGGUGAAAGCACUGGCGGGUCUCGCGACUUCUCAACCCAUGACAUGUCUCCGCCCGAUGCUCCAACGGAGAAGCCUGAGGAGCUCGCGUUAAAUCAUGCCGACAACCCCCUCCAGCUUCUCGCGAUGGCCUCAAUUCUCCCUGCCCAGUCCCCGUCGACAACAAUGUCCACCUCGCCUGCAGGAGCCGUGCCUCAGCCAACUGCUUCUGAUGUCAAUGGAGCAGAAGCAGAAUUGACCCAGUUUUUUGGUUCCCUGCAGCCAACCUUCGACAAUUCUCCUGAAUUGGAUCCAAUUGAGAUGGGCCUGGUCACAACCGAAGAAGCUGAAUCGCUCUUUGCGUAUUUCCACGAACGAUUGGCACAUACACGGUGGGGUCUUGACCCUACCCUUCACACCGCUGCUUUUGUCCGCGGCAGGUCAGCUUUUUUGUUUACCUCGAUUUUGGCAGCUGCCGCUCUAUUCCUACCAAAGGCCGAAGCACUAUCCAAGAGAUUGUCCAAUCAUCGCAAUGAUCUGGCUCGAAAGGUUCUUGCAAAUCGUAAUCGCUCUGUCGAGAUUGUCUUGGCCUUCAUGGUCAACGUCCCUUGGAUGAAACCAGCAAGGCAUUGGGCAGACGAUGAAACCUGCGCGUAUUUGUCAAUGGCAUUGACCAUUGCGCUGGAUCUCCAGCUCAACAAAAUUGUUGUCCCAUCUCCAACCAUCCGCCCGCCAGGUUUUCUAGACAAGAUUGCCAAAGCAGAAUGCAUCGAUGCUGCCAAGGCUCUACAACUAGACGGCUUUCCCAACGUAGACCCCACCUCUGCAUGGGGUCGCAGAUUGUUACGGUUGCGCGAGAGGAUUUGGCUUGCUUUAUUUGUUCUUGAUCGAGGAAUUUGUUUAGCUCGUGGCAGACCGUAUGCUGUCCCGAUCGGUCCAUUGGUAGAGAGCUGUGACACAUGGCACAUCUCUGAUAUUGCAGACCGAUGGGAUGGCAGUAUCAUCUCUGCAGCGGUGCUGCGAAGAGACCUGGUCGGCUUGAUAUCCGGGGUCCGCGAAUUCUGUGACGGUAGCCAAGGAGUCAAUGGGGGCUCGCCCGCCGUCCGUUUUCUCAAGGACAAGAUUGAUCGAUUUUUCGAGCAAUGGUAUGCUGUGUGGUCCUUACAAAUCACUCAAGGAGACGGACAACUUCCGCCUUAUGUCGAGAUCCUGGUGUCUCACACCAAACUUUCAUGUUAUUGCAGCGUUGUCAACCACCCUACAGCUUCUACAGAUGUCAAACAAUUCUUCCGCGCUGCAGGGCUGGCUUCGGCUAUGAAUGUGAUGCGCGCUGCUGUUCAAGGGGAAGGACGGUUGAAGUCGAUGCCUAACAAUACGGUCAUCAUGGUAUCCUUCGCUGCCUGUUUUGCUCUUGCACUCGGAACCUCUGAACUCGGCAAUCGGGCGAUUUUUGCACCAAACGCGCGUACUUUGAUCGAAGAAGUCAUUGCUGUUCUGGAACGCAUUGGAAGCACUCCGAAGCACCGUGAUGGACUCUCGGUUCUAUUUGCCAGACACAUUCGGAGAAUCUUCCAAAGUUCUAUGCUCAAUCCACAGGAAGACGCCCAAACCCCGGCGCCGAAUCUGACGAAUCCUUCUCAGCCGGUGCAGGAUCUUAGCUACGCCUCGCCACGCCCUACCGCCAUCCCUGCCCCAGCAGCUUCGAACGAGCCUUACGUCUUUGACAUGACGGAUGAACAGAUUCUCGAGGCCAUCAACAAUGCUAGUGCAUCUCAAGAAUUGUUUCAACUCGAUGAAACAAUGUUUGUCGAUUGGCUCGACUGGCCAAAUGUGGCCUGAAAAUGGAAAGUCUUAUUAUCCUUGUCCACUUAGUCAAUGGUAAUCGUACGUCCCGACCACGGGAAUUUAUCGACUAUGCGCCAAGACUAUCUUUCGAAUGGCUCUUUCUGUUAGUCGCGGGAUCAGAGUUUCUGAGGAGAUAUGACGCCUGUGGCACUCCUGGUCUCUCUGGCGUCUUGUGACAUGUUGACAAGCUUCUGCAGCUGCUCAAUGAAGACAAAGGUCAAUACGGUGUUAGGCCUGCAGAGAGUUAAAACCACGAGCAAACGACCAAGAUUAGUCCUUGCAGACUUACGCAAGUCUAAGCCAGGCAGGAGUCCAGCCUCUCAUCAAGAACCGUGGGCCUUCGGUGCGAAGGGACUCGGUAACGAUAUUGACGACGCUCUGCAAAGUCUGGUCAGCCGUUCAUCAAGUUGGCGAGUUCUGGAGGUUGUGCCAGCAUACCGGUCUUACUCCGUCCACUGCCACUGCGUUUUGUACUCGACUCUUUAACACGUCGGCUGGGGCGCAGGCGGUAGUGGCCACUGUUCCUGCUAAAAGGGAAGCAAGGAAGUGAACUGGCAUACCGUCUUCCAAAUCAAAGGUGGACAAGAGUUGUCGUUUGGCUGCGGAAUAGCUUUGGCAUGUUCAGUCACACUGUGCAUCGACAGAGGUUCUCAAGAAACGAGCUUACGUGGCAAUCUGCGACACAUCUAUUCUCCGUCAGAAAACGUGAUUAAGCGACGAAUCAGUGAACAUAAGCGGGCCCGAUUUACUCGGCUGAUGAAAGCCACGAGGUCUUAGAGAGACGGGUUUGAACUCACUCAUAAUGACACUGCGAACGAUAUUGGGCGCCAGUCCUCGGCUAAAGGUCGCAACGCCCUCUUCACGGCUGAUCCUCAGAAGGGCAUCAAACGCAUGUUUAUAAGCAAAUCUCUGACCAGGAGCUUUAGCUCCAUCGGCACACAUUCUCACCAGGGCCACCUGUCGAUGUUGUCAGUCUGUUGCUCGUCUCUGAUAAUGCGGUAUAGACGGACCUCAGUGGGGUUUCCGACGACACCAGCCAUCCCUCCUGCCAGUGCUGCGCACGCGAUUUCCCAAGAGCUUGACAGACGCUGUUGUCCUGUCCGCUGUCGGGCAGCCUUGGCGAAGUAGUUAUAAAGCCCGAACCGAGCAGUUGAGUAAGUUGAUUGUCGCAGCAUUGAUGCGCUGAUGCCCCACCAUAAAGAGCGGAUGCCUAAGAGAAGUGGUCAGCUUUCUUGGAGAUUGGGAUGGAUAAUCGCAGAACCAACCGUCUCGACUGGCAAAAGUCAACAAUGUCCGGAGCAUGUUUGGAGGCUUUUGCAUGACCUGCAUGCGACUAUGACGGGUCAGCAGCUGUGUUGAUCUUGGCGUGAGGAUGUUUUACUAUUUGGUCUGAUCAAUCGGAUGGGCUGGUGACGGAACAAGUCAGCUUCGAUUUCAUCGAGUUGUCGUGUCACAUACUGAAGCAUGCUGCCAUUGAAGCUGCGGCACCGCUGUUGAUCGUCAAUAACAUUGUCCUCAGUUGAGGUCAUUUGUACCUCUCACCCAAGCCAGAAAGGCUGACUUUGCUUCUUGGUGGCGACCAUAUCGAACCUCCCAAUCUCAGGUUAUGCCAAGCCAGACGGUUGAUCCGUGUAUACUAUGGCAGAGAAUAUGUGAGAUGUAGGUUUAAUCACUGUAUACGAUAGCCUUUGGAGAUGUCGGCAACUCCACCAGAACAAGACUUUGACUUGAUGAAUUGAGGAACCAAGGAGGAUUGCUGUUGUUGUAUGGCAUACGUGGGCAGUUCAAUUGCUCCCUAUGAACUGUGUUCUACCUGUUGCAAUAUGAUGCCCCGAGCGAUACUACCAAUGUUUGGCUCAUAGAUUGGAUUCACACGACUAUGGGGGAAUGAAGUCGAGAGACCCAAGGUACGGUAUGAGAUACUGACGGCGACAAAUCUAUGACCGAAGAUGGGGAUUAGGCACGUGCAAAUGUGAGUUUUUUGUCUGACGAAGAAAAUAUGGAAUGUGACGCGUUGG